AUGGACGCCAACAAUAAUAAACCUAAAAGCUCUAAUCUUUUCAAUGGAGAUUGCAAACGAACAAGAAUAUCUCAUGUCACUAUUAUGGACCUUCCGACGGUGAUUAUGGUCGAAAUACUUUCAAGAUUGCCAAUCAAACCGAUUUUUAAAUGUAAGACUGUUUGUAAACUUUGGUAUCAUCUUUUAACUUCCGAAGUUCUUUCUUUUAAAACUAACUUUCCAUGCAUGUUGCUCUCGGAUGAGUAUUACUCUACCACUUGGCUUCUAGAACUCAAAGCAGAUUAUGAUUAUUAUUCACUCCCCGACAACAGACCCAUUAGGUUGAGCUCCAAGUUUCACCUCCCUCGAUUGAAAGCGCCAAUUCAUAUAAUUGAUUCAUGUAAUGGUUUUAUUUGUUUGUUGACUGGUUCGGCUAAUAAUAAAAACCAUUCUAUUUACAUUAACAAUCCUCUUUUGGGCGAGUAUUUCAAACUUAAACUGCCUGAAUGGAAGAAAGGUACUUGCCGUACUGAUUACAAAUUUUGCUUUAGUGAAGCAUCUGGAAAGUAUAAAGUAUUGAGAUUAGUAUUUAGUAUUGCGAGUAUGCCUAAAGUAUCUGAAUUGGAGGUUUAUACUCUUGGAGUUGAUGAGAAAUGGAGAAAUUUGGGUCAAGUUAAUCUGGGUCUAAAACCUGUGUGGGAAUCAUUUGGUAAUAUUAAUGUCAAUGGUGCGAUUCAUUGGCUUGGAAAUUCACCCGGAACUACCAGCAUUCACUCAUUUAAUGUUGGGACAGAAGAGGUGAAAUCCCUGCCAGUUCCACGUGAUGUAGGAACGGAUCCCCUCCACUGGAUGCUAACAGAGUUGGGGAAUUGUCUGUAUUUGGCUGAUACCGGCUAUAAUGGGUAUGUUGAUAUAUGGUGGAUGAAAGAGUAUGGAAUAGCUCAAUCUUGGACCAAAGAUCGCAUUUUGACAGAUUCUAUUCCAUUUAAUAUCCAUUAUAGUAAUCUUAGACCAAUCAUAAUUUGGAAAGAUGGAGAAAUCUUGAUGCAAAGAUGUUGUGGCACAGAACUAGCUUCUUACAACCCAAAAGAGAAGAAGUUUAGGAAGGUCAAUGUUUAUGGUAGUGGCAAUGCAGCGACUAGAUACAUCCCAAGUUUUUACUCACUCAAGACUGUCAUGGGGAAAACUUUUCAAGUCUCAAAUCUCUAUCCGAAGACUAAGAUAGUUUAA
Capsicum annuum is the source of this 1209-nucleotide messenger RNA. RefSeq names its product F-box protein At3g07870-like. The record is from RefSeq and is a predicted model, not a curated record. Gene Ontology annotation, molecular function: protein binding. Bases 1 to 1209 code for a protein of 402 amino acids. The transcript has a single exon. NCBI's taxonomy places the organism in Eukaryota, Viridiplantae, Streptophyta, Magnoliopsida, Solanales, Solanaceae.